This is a messenger RNA of Schistosoma guineensis, 664 nucleotides long. The record is from the annotation of a GenBank genome assembly. Lineage: Eukaryota; Metazoa; Platyhelminthes; Trematoda; Strigeidida; Schistosomatidae.
AUGGAGAAGUCACUUAACUUUCUAUUUACCGGUGCCAAAAUUGCAACAACCAAAUAUUCAAUUGAUAAUGAUUCUUUUAGCAGCUACGGUGAAAGUGGUCAUGGUGAAAAUAAUCAUGAUCGUCUACUGAACAAAGGCAAUUUGGCUACAUUUAUAUUACGGAUAAAAGAUAUAGGAUUGACUGAAUCAACCACAGAUAUGAGAAUGCUGUCCUUGCUUUGCCAAUCCUCGCCUUUAUGUCUGCAUCUGAACCUCCUUGUUCAUCGAUGAUGCUUCCCAGGUAUGUGAAGGAUUCUAUAUCUUCCAGAGUUUCGCCAUCAAGAGUGACUGGAUUACUGUUCUCCGUUUCGAAUUUGAGGACCUUGGUUUUCCAUUUGUGUAUGUUGAGGCCUACUGAUGCAGAAACUGCUGCUACACUGGCUGUCUUUAUCUGUAUUUGUUCGUGUGUAUGGGAUAGGAGGGCUAGGUCAUCUGCGUAGUCCAGAUCGUCUAAUUGGUUCUGAGCUGUAUUCCGUGUUUUCCUUCAGAUGUCGAGGUCUUCAUAAUCCAGUCGACCACCCUAAGAAAGAGGAAGGGAGAGAGUAAACAGCCUUGUCUGACCCCGGUCCUUACUUGGAAUACAUCUGUCAGCUGUCCUCCAUGCACGACCUUACACUGUAGUCCG